Messenger RNA from Cataglyphis hispanica, 6106 nucleotides. RefSeq lists its product as uncharacterized. The transcript has 15 exons. The record is from RefSeq and is a predicted model, not a curated record. Gene Ontology annotation, molecular function: protein kinase activity; ATP binding. Lineage: Eukaryota; Metazoa; Arthropoda; Insecta; Hymenoptera; Formicidae. Bases 585 to 5042 code for a protein of 1485 amino acids. Gene Ontology annotation, biological process: protein phosphorylation.
AAGGGAUGUUCAUUAGUUCAUUUCGUGAGGAUGGUGAAAGAUCGAAACGGCGGAAAGAACCGCUGAGCGGGGCGCCUCGACGAUUGCCGGCGUAUUAACGGACAGUUUGACAUUCGGCCGGAAGUCGUGCACAUAUGUUUCCGACGUCGCCGCUGCGAAGGCGCGGUUGCGCAGUCGAUUUACGGGCCGAAUAUGUCGACCGGCCGUGGAGCGGCGAAGUGAUGUACGAUACGUCGACGGCUGUUAUCAUGAUCGCCAUCGUGGCGAUUUUCUUCAGUUGAGCACACUACCAGGUCGAUUUGCGACGAAACCGCGUAGUUCUCUCCCCGCGGCGAGAAGGAGGAGGAGGAGCAGGAGGAAGAAGAGGAGGAAGAAGAAGAAGAAAAGUAUCCUCGCGUACGAGAUAGAGAAAGAGAGAGAACACCGUGCCAGAUCGCCGUGUGCCGUCGUACCGUAUCGUAUCGUAACCGUUUUGGGGAAGAGGGGAGGAGAGUAGUGGCAGUGAGAUCGUGCGGGGAUCGCGGAGUGGAGCGCGAGGGCCUUAUGUCAAGUCGACGACGACGACGAGGACGGAGCACGCAAACAUGAAGAAGCUAUUCUCCAAGAUCGACAACACGUCGAAGGAGCCUAACAGUUAUUUGGGCAAGGUGUUCGUCGUGGGCAGCCACACGGUCACCGUCGAGGAGGUUCUGGCGGAAGGAGGAUUUGCAAUUGUAUUUUUGGUCAAAGCCUCAGGUGGACGAUAUGCGCUUAAACGAAUGUAUGUCAACAAUGAACAUGAUCUCAAUGUAUGCAAAAGGGAGAUACAAAUUGCCAGCAACUUGAAUGGUCAUAAAAAUAUUAUAGGAUAUAUAGAUAGUAGUAUAACUCACACUGGCAAAGGAGUACAUGAACUUCUGCUUUUAAUGCCUUAUUGUAAAUCCCAAGUUCUUCAAAUGAUGAAUAACAGGCUGCAAACAGGUUUUAGUGAAUCAGAAGUUCUACAAAUUUUUUGUGAUGUUUGCGAAGCUGUGUCUCGGUUGCAUCAUUGUCAAACUCCCAUAAUUCAUAGAGAUCUCAAGGUGGAGAAUAUACUGCUUGCUGACAGCGGUCAUUAUGUUCUAUGUGAUUUUGGCUCUGCGACGGGAAAGGUUCUUAAUCCCAGCGUCCAUGGCGCCGCGGUAGUUGAGGAGGAGAUAAAGAAAUAUACCACUUUAAGUUAUAGAGCGCCCGAAAUGGUUGAUAUGUACUGUGGAAAACCUAUCACUACAAAGGCGGAUAUAUGGGCUUUAGGAUGCCUGCUGUAUAAACUUUGUUUCUUUACACUACCGUUUGGUGAAAGCACACUUGCUAUACAAUCUGGGAAUUUUACUAUACCUGAUAAUUCAAGAUAUAGCAAGGCUCUUCAUUGUUUAAUUCGGUAUAUGCUUGAACCAGAUCCUGAUCUACGUCCUGACAUUUAUCAAGUUUCUGUGAUCGCUUUUCAAAUUCAGGGUAAAGAGUGCCCUGUACAGAAUUUGCAUAAAGUUCCUACGCCGACAAUAGAGUCGUUGCCGUGUCCGCUCAUGGAAUCUGAAAAUAUUAAAAGAUCAUCAUCUGUUAAAACACCAAAACCUGCGCCUAUAGCGACGACGGUCGAGGGCACAUCUGUGACACCGAGACAAAGACCGAAGGGACAAGCUGUUAGCACAGGACCGAUUAGUUUGAGCGGUCAAAUCGUAGGACAAAUAUCAGGUCAAGGAAAUCAGGCGCAAAAUACACCGGGAAAUUCUAUCUCUUAUGUUCAAGUAUCGCCGCAUGUUUGCACCCCCAAUCAGAAUGUACCCUUUGUUCAGCCAUCGCAGGGACAGCCAUCACAAAGCCCAAUGAUUAGUCACUCUCCUCUAACUCAACAGUCACCUGUUACCGUUCAAGAUAAGAAUGCAUUUUAUUUUGAUUCGCGGCAACACGAUACAAGAACAAAUGUCAAUGAGAAAAAUCUGGAAGCUUUAUUUCCAUCAUCAGGAUAUCCGGAUCCGUUCAAAGACGACACGACGGCAAUGCCGCCGCCUACCAAAAUUCCACCUCCCGUCGCUCCUAAACCUGGCAAAAUUCUCCCAAAACUAUCUAAUCCUAGUUAUCCAUCGUCGUCUAAAUAUCCGCCAGUUGCUUCACUACCGUCAAAGUUGUCUAUUUCAACGGGGCCUAAUAAAGCAACUCCACCGACGCAAGUGACACCGCCAGCUUUACCGAAACCAGUUAACAAAACGGAAAGCUUGAGUCAAAACAUAAGCUCGAGCACAUCUCCUCCUGACAGUCCGACAUUGUCCUCGCGGCAUAGGAGAAAUGUCAGUGAUACGAGCGCUUUUAAUAAUGGCCAUUUCGAUGUUCACAGAGCGUUUGCGACCGAAACCUCUCAAUUCUUAGCGCCAUACGAGGCUUCGGUUAAGCCGCGUUCCGAUGAUGCGACUACACCUCCCGAACUUCCAAGUGAUACAAGGCCUUGUAUAACAACUAGUGCCUCGCAUGUACGUGUUGGCGAACUUUCAAGUCUAAUGGGAUCGGAAGGGCGAUCAUUGAGUGCGGAUGUGGCCGCGUGGAAUCCGUUUGAAGAUGUACAACCUUUUAAUCAGUUAACAGAAGAUCAUAUUUUUGGUGCUGAGUUUGACAAAAUAAGAAGAGGGAGCAAUACCAGUAUCAGUGGAGUGAAAAGUCGUGAAAGUCUUGUUAUGACAUAUACAGAAUUACCAGAAGAUCCCUUUGAAUCUGCACCGUUUAGCCUGCCAACAGGAAAGAAGAGUAAAAUUGGAUCAAAGACUGCUGCUAUUGCUGGAGGAAAAUCGGCAAGAGUACCGCUAACGCAGUGGAACAAUUCCGGGCUCGAACACGGCGGUGGCGUGGAUGACGAAGCGUCCUUAAUCACGGAAUCCAGUCCGAUCUCGCCACCGUUUGUUCGCGCGCCGACCGAGGAUCGUUCCAAGUACGAGAAAUUGGCAUUCAACGCCGACGAAGUAUCAAGCGACAGCGACGGAAAGACAGAUACCAAGGAACGAGCGAGGAAGACGAGGCGGCGAGUGAAGAAUGUGUUGAACCGCGGCAAGAGAAGAGUGGCGGCUCAUCGCGAUACGAACGCGGACAAUAGUAAUGCGACGAACGUGGAUUACGAGUCGGACGAUUCGAUCGGCUCGGCCAGCGAUCUGCGUGCGAUGAACGACGAGGAAGAAGGAAACGAUGAGGACGGUGAGGAGAAUGAUGACGAUGAUGGCAACAAGCGUGGCAAGCAUGACGAGACCAUUUCCGAGAGUGUGCGUACGUGUGGCAGUUCCGCGUAUCACGCGGAAUGCGAGUCCGUAGCAACGCACGAGGAUGAUUAUAGGAUGAAGAGGCCGAGGAGACAGCAUCAUUAUCGGCAACAACAGGUGCAACAGUUGCCGACCAUCGACGCGGAUCCGAUUGUCGGCCAUCAGUACGGCGAGAAACCGCUGCUCCUGGACGACGAAUUAGAUCCUGAGUCUAAGCCGGAACAAUCGCACGGAGAUCCCUUCGUGCGACAUCAGUAUGGUUCUAAACCGUUGCUAUUCAACAACGGGGAUAGUUCGUCUGACGACAACAAUGAUGACAAGUCCAAGUCGUUGAUUCAAAAUGGAAUUUGGAAGAUAGAGAACGAUGUGUUCGCUUUGGCACCAUUUCCACGGUCCAGCAGUUCCAGGAAGAGUAGUGAUAGUCGCGAGAGCGAGCCCAAAAAUGUCGAUCCGGGCAGCAGCACGAGGAAUUCGCCUCGUAAUUCGAAUUUGGUGACGCCAAUUUCCAAUUCACCCUUACCGACGGAAGUGGUAUUAGCGGAUGUAAUAGAGAACAAAACGACGGCACUUCCGCCGCCGAGGCCCGCUGCUUUGUCCUGCAAGUAUCCAAAAAGCAUUGCGAAUAACAAGACUAUCUAUUACGAGGAACCAUCAUCUUUUCCUCGUCAAUCAAACAUUCAAACAUCGCCAGUCAAGAGCAAUCCUCAUGUCGGCAUCGCUGAAGAGGAAGAAGAAAAGGAAGAAGAGCAGGAAAACGUCGAAAAGGAUCUCUUUGGUUCCUCGCCAUUCAGUCCCAGCGGAUUCACCAAUCCUUUCAACAAUGUUCAGUCCAGCUAUGUCACGAACAUUGACUCAACGUCAACUCAGCCGACGAUAUCGAUGAUUUUGAGUCCGGCAGGCUCUUCCUCUUCCUAUGUCGAUUAUGGUAACCGCAUUCCUCAGCUACAAUCAUCUCACAAUAAUGUAGUAUCAGAUAAUUAUUACACAAGUCAUUCUAAUAGUACGGUUGCUUCAACAUCGAAAUAUGGGAAGGUGACGGUGAAUUCCGGUGAACUUGCAGCGGAACCUUCCAAGGAUCUCUUCGGGUCAAUUCCAUUCGACGAGUUCGCUUCGCUGAAGAUCAAUGAGCAGCAGCAGCGUCCAACGUCUCUAUCACUAUCGCAGUCGCCCAACUACGUGGAUAAUGUCGCGUUAUCCACUACGUCUGCACUACCCGUCAGCAGCGUCAUGCAAUCUCCGAAGAAUACUAUUGUUCACUUGAUGCCAACACCACCGUCGCAGUCACAGCCGCCGCCACCACCCACGCCCACUUAUACGAUUCAACCAACCGCGCACACCGCCAGGAUCACCGUGCACGCGGUCAACAGCGUCUCCAAGGUGGACAUUACGUGUGAUAUGAUAUCGCCCAUGUCGCCCGAACCUCUGGUCGUCGUGGAUGAUGACACGCCCAAACAUAACAAGAGGGAGAGAUCCAAGUCGGACAAAUCCAAGUAUCAUUUGAUCGACGAGAAUCACGGUGACAUCGUCAACGUGUUACAAACGGCACACAAGGUUUCUCACAAGACCAAGUCGACGAGUCAUCACAAGAAAACGCCCAAAGGCAAGAAGAAUAGUACGGCCGCGACUACAGGUUUCAGCAACAUGAGCUUCGAGGAUUUUCCCAGCGAUGAGAAUGAAGAAAGGCAAGCGGGACGAACGAAGGUUGCGCCUUUUGAAGUGAUCCGUGAAGUGUCGGAGAAACGAUUCGGAUCGUUGAAAAGGCGGAGUAAUCCGUUCACCUGAGAUGAGACGGUCCCAGCUAGUUGGCAUAGAGCCGCUUAUCAGAAACGCUGGAACAGGUAAAAGAUUAGCAUACUUGAUCGACAUGAUAUCGUAGAAUGAUUAUCAAUUUUUCUAGUAAACAUCAUUGGCAAUGUUUUUUUUUAUUAACCGGUAUUCAUUACGUGUAUUACAAAUACAAAAAUACAACUAAAAAAAGAUAUUAAUCUCGUAAAAAAAGAUGUAGUAAAAUCUUUGAUUGGAAAAUCAGUCGACAUACAGAUUGUAUUUAUAAUGUAUACAUAUACGGAAAAUGCGUUUACGAUAAUUUGCCUUUUGAAAGCACGAAAAUUUGUUAGCGGAGAGAAAGAGAGAGAGAGAGAGAGAGAGAGAGAGAGAGAGAGAGAGAAAAUGAAUAUACAUAUAAAAUUAUUUUAUAUUAACCAUUUUCGACAUGCUGCGUUUAUGAAAAAAUAUAGAACUAAGAAUUAAAGAAGAUUUACACACAGACAGGACAAGCAACAAUGAGAAAAAAGACAUUGCGUUAUAAAAAGUAAAAUGUUAAUCUUUGAGAAAGAGCACGAAAGGUACUUUCUAAUGUACAUGUAUUUUAACGUGAAACCAGGUUGUGGAACUUGGCAGCUCGAUACCAAAAAUUGACAAAAAUAGGCAAAAAGAGAAAGAGAGAGAGAGAGAGAGAGAGAGAGAGAGAGAGAGAGAGAGAGAGAGAGAGAGAAUUCGUGCAUCUAUUUUUGCAGCUAAGUCUUUUCACUACGUUUGUACUUUAAAAUUUGUAGAUUUCUAUUAGUACGAUCUAUAUAUAUAUAUAUAUAUAUACUAGUUCUUACAAAACAAUUUUUCUAAGAGAGUUAUCUAAACUAUAUAUACAUAUAUAUACCUGUAAACGCAAUUCGUAAAGGACAAAUUUCUCGAUGAAGAAGAGAAGAAAUUUUUACUGCGUAUUUACAGUUUCUUAAAGAAAAAAAAAGAGAACACAGAGUACUCCCUAUGAAAAGUAACAUAAUGCAUAAUUUACUGAAUUCGAUAUUACGAAGGCGCAGAUAAUAGCAUCGAAGUGAUUUGUAAUA